UAAGCCAAAGUUUAUAAAUUAUUCAUCUAUAUGUAAAUCACCAUUCGCAUUCCAAAAAUUGCAUUUUUUUCAUUUGUAUUAGGAAAUCUAAGAGAAAAAGGAAAGAAAUUUGAAAAAUGAAUGACACUGAUGUAUCAAAGCAAAUACAGCAAAUGGUCAGAUUCAUACGGCAGGAAGCCGAAGAGAAGGCCAAUGAGAUCUCUGUCUCCGCUGAGGAGGAAUUCCAAAUAGAGAAAUUACAAUUAGUUGAAGCUGAGAAGAAAAAGGUCAGACAAGAGUAUGAACGGAAAACCAAGCAGGUGGAAGUCCGUAAGAAAAUCGAGUAUUCAAUGCAACUAAAUGCAUCACGUAUCAAAGUUCUCCAAGCACAAGAUGAUGUGGUGAGUGGAAUGAAGGAAUCUGCAAGUAAAGCACUAUUAAAGAUUUCUGGUGACAAGAAUAAUUACAAAAAGCUUCUCAAGGGAUUGAUUGUUCAGAGUCUGGUGAGACUCAAGGAGCCAUCAGUGUUGUUGAGGUGCAGGGAGAUGGAUGUUUCAGUUGUUAAAUCAGUUGUAGAGGAUGCAAAAAGAGAGUAUACAGAGAAAGCCAAAGUGCGUACCCCUAAUGUCACCAUUGACAAUGUUCAUCUACCUCCACCUCCAACUCAUUCAGAUCGUCAUCGAGCCUCUUGCUCUGGAGGAGUAGUUCUGGCUUCUGAAGAUGGGAAGAUUGUCUGCGAGAACACUCUGGAUGCGCGACUGGAUGUUGUUUUCAGGCAGAAACUCCCCGAGAUACGUAAACAACUUUUCUCUAAGAUGGGUGCAUGAGGAUGCUCGUACAACAUACUAGCAUAGACUACGUACUCCAGUGGAUGAACUUAAUUCACUCACUUUAUUAAACAGUUGUUACAUUCCUAUGUGCUAGUUCAGUAUAAUGUUUUCAAGAAGAUUGUCUAAGAAUUAUUGAAUAAAGAUAUUUUACUUUCAACUUCA
Nicotiana attenuata is the source of this 971-nucleotide messenger RNA. RefSeq names its product V-type proton ATPase subunit E-like. Gene Ontology annotation, molecular function: proton-transporting ATPase activity, rotational mechanism. Bases 117 to 806 code for a protein of 229 amino acids. Gene Ontology annotation, cellular component: proton-transporting two-sector ATPase complex, catalytic domain. Lineage: Eukaryota; Viridiplantae; Streptophyta; Magnoliopsida; Solanales; Solanaceae. The transcript has 6 exons. The record is from RefSeq and is a predicted model, not a curated record. Gene Ontology annotation, biological process: proton transmembrane transport.